UCUCGCUUUUUUUUUUUUUGCAAAAGGAGGAAGAAAUAUUUAUACCUUUUUAUAUCUUUCUGGACAACAAAAAUGGAUAACACUCCGUCUAAUUCAGAGAAAUCCCACCUGAUAGACGAGAAGAGCGCGAAGCUGUAUUCCCUGAAAAUGCAAAGCAACUUUGCUGACUCCAAAGAGCACUACCAAGACUUCCCGCUAAAAAACGGGGGAAUGUCCGGCGCUAUCGAGCUGAAGCGGCACGUGGGCGCGCACUGCCACGGACCCAAGGCCUUGGUUGGCGAGGAGGGCGGUGACAAGCUGCUGGCCAAGAAGAAACUUUACAUCGCUUCUGCAGUCUGUCUCGUCUUCAUGAUCGGCGAAAUCAUAGGAGGCUACCUGGCCCACAGCCUGGCCAUCAUGACCGAUGCUGCCCACCUCCUCACCGACUUUGGGAGUAUGAUGGUGAGCUUGUUCUCUCUGUGGAUCUCCUCCAGACCGCCCACCAAAAUCAUGAACUUCGGAUGGCACAGAUCAGAAAUCCUCGGAGCGUUCAUCUCCGUCAUGUCCAUCUGGAUCGUUACGGGAGCUCUCGUCUAUUUAGCCACUGAAAGGAUCGUACGCAACGACUUUGAGAUCGAGGGCCAUGUGAUGUUAAUCACUUCUGGAUUCGCCGUCAUUGUGAAUAUUAUCAUGGCCUACAUCCUUCACCACUCCACCACCCUCCACCCUCACGGCAGGGGUUACCAGCAGAUUGAUGAGGAUGGUCAGAGCCCCAUCAGUCAUGGUCACUCCCACACGCUGCUGGGUGGCCAUGGCAGCACAAGCGUCCGCGCCGCCUUCAUCCACGUGCUCGGAGACCUGCUGCAGAGCAUCGGCGUCAUGGUGGCAGCGACCGUCAUCUACUUUCGGCCUGAAUACAAAGUUGCAGAUCCCAUCUGCACAUUCCUGUUCUCCAUCUUCGUCCUUUUCACCACCCUCACCAUCCUCAGAGAUGUCUUCAGGAUACUAAUGGAAGGAUCUCCCAAAGGAAUCGAUUUUAACUCUGUGAAGGAGGUGCUGCUGUCUGUGAAAGCCGUGAAGUCCGUCCACUCGUUGCACCUGUGGGCCCUGACUCUGGGGCAGUCGCUGGUUUCUGUUCAUCUGGCAAUAGAGGAGGGCGCUGACACUCAGUCGGUGCUUCAGGAGGCCACAGAGCUGCUCUACAACAAGUUUGGUUUCCAGAACAUCACCGUCCAGGUGGAGCUUUUCUCUGAGGAGAUGAGCCACUGCUCCCUCUGCCAGGAUCCCAGGGACUGACACCUAGACCGGAAUCGACUGGACCCAAACGGACUCGGAAAGGCUCAGACACUCUCACAACAUUUUCUCCUCCAGGUUGGGGCCAACCGCGCGUCGCUGUGCCACAUUCAUUAUGCAGGUUCCUGAUGAAGGAGCAACAUCGGUCUUUGGCUGAUCAAUGCCUUCAACAGGAAGUCAAAAGAAAUUAGGCAGCAAAAUCAUCCAUGGCUCCAUGCUGACAUUGGAGGUCACUGUUAAAGUCUAUAAUUUAACCAAGGGUGCGAUGCAUUUGCUUUCUUUCUUCUUUUUCUUUUUACCUCAUUAAGAAGUGAAGCAUAAGAAGUAUACUGGCCCCUUAGAAAUAUCCCCUAAGAAAGAGUAUUUUUAAUAAGGAAAUACUCAAUAACUUUGACUAGCUUAAUGGGGCAUUGUAAGUCAAACUAUCUUUUACUGAAAGACCGUAAACAACUAUAAUAAACAACACAUUAGUAUAAAUUAAGAAUAAGAAUGUAUUUUAUCAAACAUGUAAACAAAUGUUUUUCUUGUCACUUUUCCACUGCCACUUCUCCUGAUACAAUCUGAAACAAUCUUCUCGAGUCGCUGGCUGUUUUUGUUCGAGACUCUUUUUCAAGUUAUGGAGAACACUGCCUGACACUAGUUUUUGUACAUCUGAAGGUACAACCGAUUUCCAAACUUUGAUAUUAUAUUAUUGCUUAUCGCCGUUCUUUUAAGUCUUGGUAAUAAGCUUUUUGGUUCCAGGAAAAUAAAGAACAGUAUAUUGAAUAAAAUUUUAAUUACAUAGCGCCAGUUCACAAAACCUCAUCUGAAGGCUCUUUCCAA
Fundulus heteroclitus (mummichog) is the source of this 2094-nucleotide messenger RNA. It is a transcript of the gene slc30a2, whose product is annotated as solute carrier family 30 member 2. Gene Ontology annotation, molecular function: zinc ion transmembrane transporter activity. Gene Ontology annotation, cellular component: plasma membrane. Lineage: Eukaryota; Metazoa; Chordata; Actinopteri; Cyprinodontiformes; Fundulidae. The transcript is spliced from 8 exons. The record is from RefSeq and is a predicted model, not a curated record. The coding region runs from base 73 to 1275 and encodes 400 amino acids. Gene Ontology annotation, biological process: zinc ion transmembrane transport; response to zinc ion.